Dothidotthia symphoricarpi CBS 119687 is the source of this 2043-nucleotide messenger RNA. RefSeq lists its product as uncharacterized. The record is from RefSeq and is a predicted model, not a curated record. NCBI's taxonomy places the organism in Eukaryota, Fungi, Ascomycota, Dothideomycetes, Pleosporales, Dothidotthiaceae. The coding region runs from base 66 to 1715 and encodes 549 amino acids. Gene Ontology annotation, molecular function: metal ion binding. The transcript has a single exon.
AGCAAGUUUCGUUUGAGAAGAUCAUUGCCAACCUUCUGAAUCCUCCUUGAUCGCAGGUACUUGCAAUGGCCGUUCAGCCUCCGCGGCCUUGCGCUCUACCGGAAAGUCUUCGGCAUUAUGUGCUGCGCGAUAAUGUCAUGGUACCCUUGGUCCCUGUGGAUCAGUUACCCUUCCAACUUCAAGGCGUGCCUCGUCGCCUGGAUCACCGCCAGUUGUGUGAAGAACAUUGGAAAUUUGUGGAAGAAACUGAUGAACCUGCAUCGCCCCUUCCAAUCUUGGCUCCAACCACAAGAUUUCCUUCUCAGUCAACACCGUCUAUCAAACCCCGGUUCCUUGCACCAGACCACCAUGUUCGUACCGAGUCAGCGUCCAUGUAUAUUGACCAGCCACGAUCCGCUCGGGCGUCACUACCGCCGCCACUGCCUCUCAUUGAGGGAGGAUCAGGACUGCCUCGCUCCGUUAACCCAAUCUCCUUCGAGCGUCCAUGUUCUCCAACGGACAGCUUCGCUUCCAUACAUCAGAAAGAUGCUCAGAGCCUCGGUUUUCGCACACCCUAUCCCUCAGGCAUUGAGCCCGACCCAUCCAAAAAGGAGUACUGCACUCACUGGAUCAAGACUGGAGAAUGCGCGUUCAUCUCCAUCGGCUGCAAGUUCAAGCAUGAGAUGCCCUCAGCCGAAAAGUUGCGUGAAUUGGGAUUCACACAGGGCUUGCCCAAGUGGUGGAAAGAGAAAUCCGCCCUUGGUGCUAGAGAAUUGACUUGGAUGCAGCGUCGGUUGGCGGGGACAGAGAACAGAGAACUGUCCAACGAAUAUCCAGUACCAUACGCCUUUCCUGAUACUGCAGCGUUCAGGACGAGACGAGAUGCACUUUGUCCACUUGAUGGUGGUCUCGAUUCGCUGCGUGGCGCUCUCAAACGUAAUUGCAGCGUUUCUGAGCGUGAGCGAAUCACUUCUGCAAGGGGACCUAUGCGCGAAGAACCGGCUUCCCCAAAGCAAGGGUCUCUACCUACUACGACUAAACCUACAGGUCAAAUUGUGAAUCUUCUCAUCGAUUUUGACGAGAUACCGGCUCCUCCACCCAGCCCGCAGUUGUCGAGCAGCUCGCGCAGUGAUGAGUUUUCCGAUACGCAGAGUCUGUCCAAUCGCGCCUCACCUUCCACGCCCGCCACUGAGUAUCUUCCGUUGCUCUUGAGCAACGAGGACAAAUCGGUCAAAAGGAACGAUGAGAAGCUGCGGAGGAUCGACGACAAGUUGUCCAAGGCCAACGAAAGAAAAUCAGUCGUGACCAAUCAAGAAAGGCUUCAUAAAUCAAACUUGGAGGUUGUGAGAGGAACUGAGUACACCGUUCGACCAAGCCUUCGUCGCCACUCCAAAGCCUCUUUGACCUCCUCGAGCGAAGAAGACACCAAGUCCAAUAGGUUGGUCGCCAAGCGAAAGUCUUCACCUCCCAAGCCUUCCAAGCGGACACCUUCAAAGCAACUUGGCCUGGCCAACUCGAAGCACGCCAACCCGAGCAGGAACGUUGAGAAUCACCGCAAAAACCCCAGCCACAAGCUUCUCCAGCACGAAACUCGCAAUGAGGUAGCUCCCGGAUUACAAGCUGUUGACAUGCAGAUCAGACGCGAUGGCCGUCAUAAUGAAAGAGCGAGAAGGGGUGCAAUAAGUGAGGAAGGUCAAGUGCCUGCAACGCCAGCUGCAGUCACUCGGACCAAGUGAACAGUUGUGUAAGUGGUGUAUGGAGCGGCAUGCUUUGGAAACAUGUUUUGUUCGACAACAGGAUUCGUAAGUGAAUAGGUGAUGGUAUAUGCAUCUACGAGUCUUGUUCGGUAUAGCACAGGGUGGUGGUUGUUCUCAUCUGGGUUUUUGGUAACGGCAAAGAGAGUUGUGGUGUUUUUGACUUUCUUUCUCUUUUCCUCUAUAGACUUUUGGGUUCUUUUUCACUGUACGGGUUUUAUUUGGGGGUUUCCAGAGUAUUUCGUGGUCGAUAUCGUUGAUUGAAUGUUUCUCUUGCUGCAACUACCAGUGGCUGAUCUCUUGAGUAUGA